This is a messenger RNA of Penicillium daleae, 831 nucleotides long. RefSeq lists its product as uncharacterized. The transcript is spliced from 5 exons. NCBI's taxonomy places the organism in Eukaryota, Fungi, Ascomycota, Eurotiomycetes, Eurotiales, Aspergillaceae. The record is from RefSeq and is a predicted model, not a curated record. The coding region runs from base 1 to 831 and encodes 276 amino acids.
AUGAACAACACCUACCCGAUUCCGACACCGAGGGCGAUGAGGAAUGGAACUCCCAACCCAACGCAAAGUCCGAUGAUGAGCUUGUUGCUGGUUCCAUUCGUACUACCAUCAAGAAUCUCUGACACCUUGCCCGUGCUCGUUGAUGAUGACGUGGGGGUCCCGGAGGAUGAACAGGUCACCAUUGUGAAGGCUUCUGUCGUUGACACGGCCGUCGUAGAAACAUCAUCCCGUGAAUCGAGCUCCGCCCGCUUUGUAAUCCCAGCAGAGGAAGCGGAAGAAGUUUUACUCGUCGCACACACACUAGCCAAGGUCGUGUACCAGACAGGAACGGUUGUAGUGGCUGCUGGUCCCCAUGUGUAUGAGUCAACUGCAGCCGUUGCGCCCGCAGCUGCUCCCAGGGCCAUAGUGUACUCGGCUACAGCAGCCAAUUCACAGUCCUCUUCAUCGGCAGCUGUAGUACCAUUGACCCGCAGAGCAAAGUCGGCGACGACCUCAUAUUUCGCACCGGAAAGCGAAUCCAUAUCAACUCCCAAACUGGCUUUUGAACAUUCCCAGAUCAAAGCUCAGCCCAUCAUCAAACUUGACAUGAAUGCCACUUCCGAUGUCAAUAUCGGCGUCUGCAAUGAGAAUCAAGUCCACGCUAAAUACCGCGCCAACUGUGAGGCCGGGAACCGAGAUUCCCGCAACAGUUUCAGACGUAAAAAUGUUGAUGAUCUCCAAAUCGUCAAACUCGAAGUGAAUCUGAGCUUCUGGAAAGGCAGUAUCACCGUCGAGAUCGAAGUCCACGUCAAUAGUCGGCCAAGAUGGAAUGCCUUCAACCUGAAAAGUUGA